This is a messenger RNA of Papilio machaon (common yellow swallowtail), 3096 nucleotides long. RefSeq names its product transient receptor potential channel pyrexia (gene wtrw). The coding region runs from base 22 to 2943 and encodes 973 amino acids. Gene Ontology annotation, cellular component: membrane. Gene Ontology annotation, biological process: monoatomic ion transport; transmembrane transport. Gene Ontology annotation, molecular function: monoatomic ion channel activity; protein binding. The transcript has a single exon. NCBI's taxonomy places the organism in Eukaryota, Metazoa, Arthropoda, Insecta, Lepidoptera, Papilionidae. The record is from RefSeq and is a predicted model, not a curated record.
AAGCGUCGACCGCCCGCCCGCAUGCCCACAGCGCGCAGCUUGCUCUCGCGGCGCUGGCUCCGCACCCGCCGCGCCCCGCAUGCUUCGGAGCCCGAGCCUGGACCCGGGACCAUGGAGCGCCGCCAGCGCGUCGCCCGCGCCCUCUCCUCCCCGGCGCGCGCGCAGCAGCCGCCCGCAGAUGAAGAGUCCCUCGAACGCGCCUUCCCCUCCACCGGCCACCUCGAGUACGUUCUGGCCGGCUCCUCACCGCCCGCCGAGAGCGCCCCCAACAUGUACGAUAGCUUCGAGGAGCCUCCCCUGGACCUAACUGCGCACAUAUGCGGCGACUCGUUGCGUCAGAGCGCACAUGAGCAGAUGCGCGCCGUCGGCGGCCGACUGCGACUCCUGGAUGAGCUCGAGUCGGGCGUCAUCACACCGGAAACCGCCCUUGACACCUUCACCAAUGCCACUGAAGCCGAAAGAAACGUUUGUCUGUUCUGGGCGGCGUUCCUCAAGCAGGACCAGCUGCUGCCGGCGCUAAUGGAGACGGGAGCGGAUCCGCUAUACUUCGACGCUCUGGGGCUCUCCUCGCUACACGCGGCGGCGUUCAGCGGGUCUUCAGAGUGCGCCAACUAUCUGCUAUCGUGCGGGGCUGAUCCCAAUUACAUGCCCCGCUGCUUCGCACCGCUCCAUUGUGCCGCGUUCGGGAAUUCAGUGCAAGUGGCUAAUUUACUAAUCAGUCGCGGGGCGUCCGUCCACGCGGCCGUCAAGUACGUCAAUUGUGAAGGAGGUUUGCUGCACUGCGCCGUGCGCGCCAACUCCGUCGAGUGCCUCAAGCUCUUUAUUUCGCACGGAAUAGACGUCAAUUUAAUAGAACCUGGCGGCACGAACGCGAUUCAUCUCGCCGCGGACCUGGGCAUGAUACAAUGUCUUGUCAUACUCUUGGACACUCCCGGGGCCGACCCUAAUGUCCGGACCAGAGUCGGAGAUAGAGAAUCAACGGCGUUACAUUUAGCGGCCGACGGCGGGUUCGCAGAUUGUGUCGACUUACUUCUUUCUAAAGGUGCCGAUGCGAGUUUAAAAAAUCAUCGUGGCUUCACGGCUCUGCAUUUGGCCGCGCGCUCAGCGAGCUUGGAGUGUGUUGAGUCAUUGUUGCGAAAAGGUAACGCUGAGCCUAACGCUAUGGACUUCGACAAGAGAUCGCCUCUCCAUGCCGCAAUAGGCAAGUCCGACAGUGCCUGUGAUAUUAUUGAAACUCUAAUAAGUUGGGGAGCGAAUGUCAACCAGAAAGAUGAGUACGGUUUCACACCUCUACAUCUGGCCGCUCUAGACGGCCUAUCUGCGUGUGUCGAAACUUUAAUUUACCACGGUGCCGACGUUACGACCAGAUCGAAAAAGGGUAAUUCUGCACUCAAUGUAAUUGCCCGCAAGACCCCAGCCUCGCUAGCUAUGGUAACAAGGAAACUAGAUUGCGCUAUCACGCUGCAUCAUUCACAGACAAGCAAUAGAGAAGUAGAAUUGGAACUCGACUUUCGCAGCAUACUCCAGCACUGCUACCCCCGAGAAAUAAGCUACCUUAACACCUUUGUAGAUGAGGGACAGAAGGAGGUGCUGCUCCAUCCAUUGUGCUCGGCAUUCCUUUACAUUAAAUGGGAGAAGAUUCGCAAGUACUACGUGGCGCGUCUGUUCCUGAGUUUUAUAUUUGUUUUGUGUCUCACUUUAUACGUCUUGACUGCGUUGGCUCACAACUGCUAUAACGGCAGCAAAGAUAUGGAAGAGACUAUUCAAGAACAAGAGCUUUGUCAAAAACAAUCGAUUCUUGGGGACUUAUUGAGGAAAAACCCGUUCGUAAUCGAAAUGCAAUGGUGGGUGCUAGCGGGAAUAACCAUUUUCGAGAUUUUCAGAAAGGUUUACGGCAUAGCUGGCUAUUCCACUGUCAAACAAUACCUGAUGCAGUCUGAGAACAUAAUAGAAUGGUUCGUCAUCGUGAGCGUAUUUCUCAUUUCGUAUAUUUAUACCAACAUAACUUACACGUGGCAAAAUCACGUCGGUGCGUUUGCGGUGCUCGCCGGGUGGACCAACCUUAUGAUGAUGAUCGGCCAACUGCCAGUGUUCGGUACUUACGUGGCCAUGUACCAAAAAGUCCAAAAAGAAUUUGCCAAACUUUUGAUGGCCUACUCUUGUAUAUUGAUCGGAUUUACAAUCAGUUUUUGCGUCAUAUUUCCGGAUUCCUCGUCAUUUGCUAAUCCAUUUAUGGGCUUUAUCACCGUUCUAACUAUGAUGAUUGGAGAAUUAAACCUAGAUUUACUGCUUAACGAACCUGAUGGUAAUGAUCCACCUGUAUUAUUGGAAUUUUCGGCUCAAAUUACAUACGUGUUGUUUCUUAUGUUUGUGACGGUUGUUUUGAUGAAUCUGCUGGUCGGUAUAGCUGUACACGAUAUACAAGGACUGAGGAAAACCGCCGGAUUGUCCAAGCUCGUGCGGCAAACGAAACUAAUAUCAUAUAUGGAAUUGGCAUUAUUCAACGGAUACUUGCCGAAAUGUCUUCUAAAAAUUUUACAUUCAUCAGCAUUAGUUUCCCCGCAAGCUUACAGAGUAGUACUGAGUGUAAAACCUUUAAAUCCGAGCGAGAAAAGAUUACCCAGAGAUAUAAUGAUGGCCGCUUACGAUAUAGCAAAAAUGAGGAAGCAGUACGGUCAUACAAUAUCUUCGAAUGGGUCUACUACAGGGACAUAUUCUUGCUUUAAAAAGUAUGAGAAUAAUAACGACUCGAGUUACAGGGAGUACGGAUACUCCGGCUUAGGCAGCCUUCAAGCGAGGCUGGAUGAGACCUCGGAGAAUGUGCGGCAGCUGACGCAGGAGGUGAGGGAGCUGAAGAAGUUGAUUAGCGCGCAGCAGCUGGUCAUCCAGCAGGCGCUGGCGGGCACAGCGCGGGACGGUGCGGGACGGCCGUUGAUCACGUAAUGCUCAGGACCGUUUAGUUUCAAUGCCAGCGGCGCGUGAGUCAAUAAACUAUAGCGACAAGCGGCGGGCAAGCGGUGUAAUAAUCUCUCGUUACGUGGUACCGUGGGCGGAUGAGAACUUAAAAUUUUUUGAAGUGUUGUUUAUUUUAUUUUU